Messenger RNA from Diachasmimorpha longicaudata, 2605 nucleotides. Its product is annotated as odorant receptor 13a-like. The coding region runs from base 124 to 1404 and encodes 426 amino acids. Gene Ontology annotation, molecular function: olfactory receptor activity; odorant binding. The transcript is spliced from 10 exons. Gene Ontology annotation, cellular component: plasma membrane. Gene Ontology annotation, biological process: sensory perception of smell; detection of chemical stimulus involved in sensory perception of smell. The record is from RefSeq and is a predicted model, not a curated record. Lineage: Eukaryota; Metazoa; Arthropoda; Insecta; Hymenoptera; Braconidae.
UAUUCAAAGGUAAGUACUGAUCAAAGAGCUAGGAUAGACUACGAGGCGUGUCUUUCAUGAUUCUCCCCACUUCUGUACUCUGAAGUUACUAGAGUGAAGCCCCUACCUUGAGGGCAAAGUGACAUGAAUCCUGAAAAAAUUAUACCAAGUUUCAAUGUAUUCGCCUCUUACGUUUUCGUAGCUCUGAGCCAUUUGAAAAUUUUUAAAAAUACACAUUCUUCAUGGACAACUAGAAUAAUCGACACCUGUAUCACUACGUCUCUACUUACUGCGACUUUUUUACUCAUUGUUUCAGAAGCAAUUGACGUGCAAAAUAGUUAUGACCUGCCAAGCUUUGCAGCACGAUUCAAUCCACUCCUUUUUCAUUUACUCGGGUUCGUUAAGUGGACGUAUUGCCUGACGCAUCAUGCUGAAAUUGAACAACUUAUCAUUAGUGUCGAAUUGUGUCACGCAAUGGGUCAAAAGAUCGAUAGGACUGAUAAAGAUAAAGAUCGCUAUAGAAUGAAAAUGGAAAAGUUUCAGAAAAGCUCGACAAUGUUCGUAAAUCUCUGGUUGUUAGUGUGUGUAUUCGGCGUAGUGCAAUGGUGUAUGAAUCCAAUUAUUUAUGAUCUAUACAAUGAUUUGUAUGGUGAGAGAAGUAUGAAUUCUACAUUCGACAGACAUUUGCCUUACCCAGGAUGUUUUCCUUGGAAAAUGAAAAGUCUCUCCAUUUAUAUAAUCUAUUUUACAUUUCAAUUCGUUGGUGGUAUUGGGGCGGGCAUAGGUAUUGGGGCAUACAACAUAUUGAGUAUCACAUUUAUAAUAUACUCUUGCAUUCAUUUGGAGUACCUCAGUGAAACAUUGUCCAUAUCAGAAGACAGAAUUAGUUCGAGAGAGAUAGCACGGAAGGAGAAUGCAUUUGACAAUAAAUUAAAACACUGUGUGCAACACCAUAAUCAAAUAUUGGAAGUAUUUGCGAGGACAACAACUAUCACAAGUUUUCCUAUGUUGGUGCAGUGUCUAGACACAAUUAUCAAUCUCUGUUUAGUCUCUCUAGAGGCAUCCACUACUGAAAUAAAUUCCAGCGUGGAAUGCAUAAUGAAGCUGUUGAGUACAGCUGAAUAUUGGAGUGGUAUCAAUUUUGAACUAUUUUUCUACUGUUAUUUUGCAACAAGAAUUCGCGAAAUGGGAAUACAGAUAAGUGAUGCGUUUUACCACUGUAAUUGGGAACAAUAUAUUGGGACUCACGAAUCUAGUGCCCUCAGAACAAAUAAGAUGGUAACAAUAGGUAUUAUGAACGCUCAGAAACCUCUGGAGAUCAUAGCUGGACCUUUCUGUGUUCUGUCGCUAGAAACAUUUCGAGCUCUGACGAGUAUGUCUCUCUCUAAUGCUCUCAUACUUCGACAACUCUCCAACCAGGACUAGCCCUGAAAGUAACAAAUAAAUGAUCCCAUCCUAGUGAACUGUUACGAUAAUCCCAAGGGAAUGCUUGAACUCGUGUUCAUUAACCCUUGAAUCUAGUAAUCAGAAUUUAAGUUUUACUGGCAAUUACCAAUUGAUUAUUAUGUGUUCCUGGUACAUCGUCGACGAUCCGCAGAUGACUCGCGCAUUCGGCGCGCGCUUGCCAUGACAAAACGACUGCGCUUUCACAUCUUUGAAAAAUAUAAAAGUCUAAGUGCAAAUACCGUUAAAUUUCACUCGCAUGUCUUCACCUCUGCAAAAAUAAAAUGAUAUUACAGUCGUAGUUGCCUUAUUUACUGAACUGAAAAAGAUAAUAGGACAUUUCAUUCCAUGCCGAGAGCUUCCACAAACUGGAGUGAAAUAAAGACCAAUGAUAAAGGGGUUACAUAGAGUGGUGGGGGCGGUCGUUGAACGUGGUGGAAGGGGACGCCGCCGAGAGAUCGCAGCAGUUUAGCUACAACCGUAUAAGGAGGGCGCGCAAGUAACAGGAGAACAGGCCACCAAGAGCUGUGCCAUCUCCUUCCACUGACAUCAUAAUCUCCUGAUCCAACGACGACGUGUGCCGAUGAGGCAUUUCUGUCGACCGAAUUCAUUCGCACAACUGUGUUAUCAUCUUCUGCAGCAUUAUAUUAGCCUAAUAAGAACAAGUCCGCUUUUGAAUGCACGUGGUUGAUGAACGUCAAUCAAACCACGAUGCUAUUUGUGUCGUGUUGGAGAUCUCCAGGAUUCUCGGGUAUAAACAAAGUGAGGAGCAAUAAACUUGUACAAAGCUUCAAUUAUUGUGAUAUGGGGUGAACCAAAUGGUAGAUCAACGCUCGAUAGAACCGAUCAAUAAAUACACCAGCAUCAGCUGAUUCUAUUGACAAUCGCCAGCAGUUUCUGGACAUGUAUGAUCCCCUGGUCACAAAUUCGUGGUAUGCGGAGUCCUUGUGGCGGCUUUACUCACCCAAUAUGAAUCUCACCCUGUUUAGACGACGGCCAUAGCAACCGAAGCAUUCGAAGGACCACGUGGGAUUGUCAAGAAUAAACUCGCUGCAUGUGUUAACAUCAUUCCUCAAGUGACUUCGGUGUACGAAUGGAAGGGUGAGAUAAACGAAGACUCGGAGUUGAUCUUGAUGAUCAAAACGAGAACCGAGGUCGUUGGAAAUUUGACGAAAUAUGUCAA